Molecule: messenger RNA, 1056 nt
Organism: Pelodiscus sinensis (Chinese soft-shelled turtle)
Lineage: Eukaryota; Metazoa; Chordata; Testudines; Trionychidae
Product: olfactory receptor 51G2-like
Biological process (GO): G protein-coupled receptor signaling pathway
Cellular component (GO): plasma membrane
Molecular function (GO): olfactory receptor activity; G protein-coupled receptor activity
Source: RefSeq, a predicted model, not a curated record
AUGUGCUACCAGGGCCUGUCACAGCAGCCGCUGCCCACAGAAUCUGCCAAUGGGGCAUUGUGCAUGGUAGAAGGUGUUACGAAGGAAAGUUCAAAACUCUUCAGACCUGCCAAGCACAUUAUGUCAGCUACCAAUGACACCAAAUUUAACCGCACAGUGUUCCUUCUCACCGGGAUACCUGGGCAGGAAGACGUCCAUCUCUGGAUCGCUAUCCCCUUCUGCUUCAUGUAUGUUGUUUCACUAGUAGCAAAUUCAAUCAUCCUCUUCAUUAUUAAAACAGAUCCAACCCUCCAUGAGCCCAUGUACAUUUUCCUUUCCAUGUUGGCCAGCACAGACCUUGGCUUAUUGAUAUCCACCAUACCGACAAUACUAGGCGUAUACUUGUUUAACUUUAGGGAAAUCAGCCCCAAUGCCUGUUUUACUCAGGUGUUCUUCAUCCACACACUUCAAUGCACUGAGUCGGCUGUGCUCUUGUUGAUGGCUUUUGACCGCUAUGUUGCCAUCUGUAAUCCCCUCAGAUAUACGUCCAUUUUAGCACACCCGAGAAUAGCCAAAAUGGGGCUGGUGUUUGUGCUAAGAUCGGCGGCCCUAAUAUUCCCCCUCCCCUUUCUCUUGAAACGGUACCACUAUUGUCGAGCCAAUGUGCUCUCCCACUCCUACUGCCUGCAUCAAGACGUCAUGACGAUGGCUUGUGCGGACAUCACCGUGAACAACAUCUAUGGCUUAUCUGUUGCAUUCUCAACGAUGGGGCUGGACUCGCUGCUCAUCUUCCUCUCUUACGUGAUGAUCCUCAAAACGGUGCUGAGCAUCACAUCCCACACAAAGUGCCUCAGAGCCCUGAACACCUGCGUCUCCCAUCUGUGUGCUGUGCUGCUCUUCUACAUACCAGAGAUUGGACUGGCUCUGCUACACAGAUUUGGGAGCAGCUCUUCUCACUUGCUUCAGGUUGUCCUGGGCUAUGUCUACCGGCUGGUGCCCCCUCUGGUCCAUCCAAUUGUGUACAGCAUGAAAAGCGAACAUCUUCGUGGGAGGAUAAUCAGGGUGUUUGUCAAGUGA